GACGCCGAUAGAACUGACGUCUCGCAAUUAGAGCCAGCGAAUAUCUCAACCCUCCCCCCUCCCCUUCCAAGAGUGUUUUGCUUAUGUCUUGCGCCUGCACAGAAUUGGGAUUUUGCAGAUACCCGUCCUGCAGGUGAUACGUCUCAGGUACUUGAGUUCUGGUAGAUGAUGCGAUCCCGUUGAUCUUGCGCGCAUCAGACACUGUCCCAGCAUACAAAGACAUAGCCGGCGCACAGUACUUGGGAUUUUCAGAUUGGACCGCAUACUGUCGGCGAUAUGGCGACAGUUCUGGUCCAACAGCAAUCAAUUCGACACUCUGCGACUCCGCCCCCCGUCUCUCCAGCCCUCAGUCUCAAUGUUCGCCCUCGCACUCCCACGACUAUCCCUAACAAACAUAUUCCAGCGUGCCCUCCCGGAUCAGCGCCACAGGCCGUCUCACCAAUAGAGCAGACAGGCGUUUCAUUAACCUCGCUGCUAUACCCACCUGAUCGCUUUAGGAAGUUAUCCAAAUCUCCCCCUAUCUACUCCAUCACUGCGUCUGCGCUUGCUGCUGCCCUAGAUCAUCUAGCCACCCAGCCCCUGCCAGACCCUAAACAAGUCUUUCCGUGGCUACAUGGCUUACACCCCUUUAACGGGGUCCAGUCGGCCUUUUUCGUCAACAGGAAGCGAUCCCUGCGGCGCAUACCGAGAUGCUUCCGCUCCUUGACUCUGGUAAGUCUAGACGGUGAUCUUACAAAGUCCCGUCUGCGAGGAGCCGUGUCUCUCGAUGAGAUUCUCGAUACCAGCGGCACUGAAUUCAUCGACGCCGACCCGAUCUAUGGAUUUUCUGUUCGCAACUUCCAUAUUCAGACUGCCAAAUUGGCGCCGCUAUCGGAUAUUGUGAUUUAUGCGGAAAGGAACGCUGAUCCUUCUCAUUUGUUUGAUGCUGCGCAGAAAGUUGCCAUCGCCCAACAGAAUUGGAGGAUGAAACAUGAUCCCGCUCAAGAGACUCCACUGUUCAAUACGUUUAUCUUAUCUGAUCCGUUUGAAGAGAUUGAGCAACGAUAUCAUGACUUGGUUGCGAUAGAUUCCCAAGGACACAUCACAGGGAAGGUGAUGGACUUUUUUCAAUGGGAGCGUAAUGAGAUGUGCAGCAUGUCCAAAGCCUCUGAAAUCUCGAAAAACGUCUGGCUAGGCCCAAGUCCGGAUAUACUCAUGUCUUCAGAUGAUCAAGACCAAGCACAUGUACCUCACUUUGACUUGACAGUCGAAGCAAUUGAUCUUGCCCCGAUCCCUGGUCCUCGGUACUUGGAAAAAGUGCGCAAGAAUCUCGAGGAAGAAGAAUGGGCCGAAGGCAUGCCGAUGCAAUUUCCUUCUUCAGGGAGUAUUGUGCCGCAGCUUGAAGCGAAUCGAGACCAGGAGGAUUUCGUGAAUACUGUCCGUUGGCUAUACGACCUCGCCAACCCGGAGGACAAUGGAUCAGAUAUCGAGGAGCUGGAUGAUAUCCCAAUGGAAGACUCGACCUCAUAUAAGAUCUUGAUUCACUGUGCCGAUGGCUACACAGAAAGCUCACUGCUAGCGGUCGCGUACUUUAUGUUCGCCGAAGGUCUACCGCUAGAUAGAGCAUGGAUCAAACUUCACCGUGAAAAGGGACGCAAUUUCUUUGCAUAUCCUUCCGAUGUGGUUUUCCUGCGUAGCAUCCAGCAACAACUUCUUGAACAGAGUCCUGCUGCCUCUAGUCUGAACUUGGAUGUUUAUUGUGAGCCGGCAUGGCUUCGGAAAAUGGACGGUUCAUUGCCCAGUCGCAUACUUCCUUAUAUGUAUUUGGGCAACUUGGCGCAUGCAAACAACCCGGAACUCUUGCGAGAAUUGGGAAUCAAGCGGGUGCUGAGCAUUGGGGAGCCCGUCUCUUGGUCUGAAAAAGAAAUUGAAAGCUGGGGGGAAGACAAUUUAAUGUUUAUCGGCCAGGUACAGGAUAAUGGGAUAGAUCCGUUGACGCAGGAGUUUGAAAAUUGUUUGUCAUUCAUUGAACAAGGAAAGGCCGAUAGAUCUGCUACCCUGGUGCAUUGUCGCGUUGGCGUUUCGAGAUCUGCUACUAUCUGCAUAGCCGAAGUCAUGGCGUCGUUGGGCUUAUCUUUUCCUCGAGCAUAGUGAGUUACCACCGCACCCUUAGACGGGGGAAUAACGCUAACGGAAUAAAAAAACAGCUGUUUCGUCCGAGCAAGAAGACUAAACGUGAUUAUCCAACCUCAUCUCCGAUUUGUGUACGCACUCACCUUUCCUCCUUUCUUUGACCUGCCACUAAUAUACUAAAUAGUUAUGAACUCCUGAAAUGGGACGAACAGCAACAACAAAAGCGACGAGAACCACUCAGACGAGAACUGGAAUGGGCAAGCGUCGCUCGCGAGAUUGCUUUAAUGAAUAAGCCGUAUUCUCGACAGCAAUGAUUCUGAAUGACGAGAUGACUGAAUUGAGUUGUGGGACUUGAUCUUGAUGAGUUAUGAACGAAGAUAUACGAAAAUUCCAAAUCGAAGACUCCUAAAGGAAUGGCGAAAUACUUUUAUACACGAUGAAAUGACUAUAUGACGAAAAUCCCGGAAAUACGUCGAAUUGCAGCAAUGGAUACGAAUAUGAAUAUGGAAUGGUAUGGUAUGGUAUGGUAACAUGGGUAUGGACAGGAACAGGAGCGAUCAAAUCUGGAAUCAUGCGGAGUUUCUUUUUCCAUGGCGUUUGAUUCGUGCUAUUUUCUUCUGAUAUGAUAUAUUUAUGGCUUGUUUUUAUGAUUCAUUUCAUGUCAUGUCUUGCUCAUUUUACUCUAUGAUGUUCUGGUUAGCAAGUUAUGUAUGUGCGAAUUAUUCUUGAUGGAUGGAUGGAUGGGAUUUUACGGGAAUAUGUAUGAAUUUCAGGAUUUAUUCUUUAUAUGGCUAAAGAUCUCUUUGACUUUCUUC
Molecule: messenger RNA, 2927 nt
Organism: Talaromyces stipitatus ATCC 10500
Lineage: Eukaryota; Fungi; Ascomycota; Eurotiomycetes; Eurotiales; Trichocomaceae
Product: protein tyrosine phosphatase Pps1, putative
Exons: 4
Coding region: 277-2130 (617 amino acids)
Biological process (GO): nuclear DNA replication; protein dephosphorylation
Molecular function (GO): protein tyrosine/serine/threonine phosphatase activity
Source: RefSeq, a predicted model, not a curated record